AUGAUAGUCUGGUUCUCAAUAAUCGAGUCCCUGGUAAUUGCCGAGGACGGACCCCGAAAACGCAGACGGCCCGCAAAGUCCUGCGAGCAGUGCCGACAGCGCAAAGUCCGUUGUGACCGGAACAUCCCAUGUGCUCCUUGUACACGUUCGCGAACAGGGCCGCGCUGCUCGUAUCGUGACGCCUCACCGAGCCCUCAGCUGGAGCAGCCUGCUUCAGGGAAUCAUUGCCCCGUUCAGGUGGUAGCCCAGCCAACCUUGAAUCAUUUAACACCGACGUCUCUCGGGGAUACGCCGCACCCCAGUGUCGCUGGACGACACCAGUCAGUGUACAGCUUUUCGCAGCCUACCUCACCUGCUCAUUCUGAGGCAUCCCUUCAGGAUAUAAAGCGUCGCUUGCAGUCUCUUGACGAACGGUUGUCCCGUUGCGAGACCAGCAGUCAGUCGGCCCAUCCAGGACUAGACCAUGCAUUGCGUGACUUGAGCGAGAGAGUCUUGCAUAUCGAACAAGAGGUCUCUGCGUCCUCGCGUGUAGAGACACAAGAUCAAGGGCUGUCAAUCAGUGGCAUGCCGCCACGUCUACAUACAACUGCGAAUAAGAUGAAGCUUUUAGGCCCAACUCAUUGGAUCCACACCACGGACAAGCUGCAAGUCAUCGAUACUCUCAACACGAAAGGGUCAGAGCCCUCAUACAGAGAGCUCAAAGCCGAUCUGGCGAAUCUUGUAGCAGAAUGUCGAGGACACCGGCAAGUCAUCAAAUCGCAGCAGUCUAUAACGCUCAACGAACCAGUCCCGGACCUGCACAGUACCAUUCCACCUAGAUCUGUUUGUGAUGAGCUGGUCAAUUGCUAUCUGCGGACAUUUGAAUUGAUAUAUCGAGUCAUUCAUGUCCCUUCCUUCUGGAAGGAAUACAACCAGUUCUGGGAACAGCCUCAGUCCACCUCCACGUCCUUUCUCAUCAAGCUGGUGCUGAUUCUGGCAAUCGGCACAGCAUUCUAUCCAGGUCGGGAUAAUCCCAUCAAUGAUGAGUAUACCCACUUGGCCCAGAAAUGGAUAUACGCGGGACAAUGGUGGCUGACUGGGCCGUCGGAAAAGUCAACCUUCAAUCUGGACGGUGUGCAGGUGCUUUGUCUACUACUUAUCGCGCGCAAAGUAGGGGCGUUGGGACCGUCUCAAUGGCUUUCAACAGGCUCGCUCACCAAAAUGGCCAUGGCAGUUGGUCUGCAUCGUGAUCCUGGGAACUUUCCUUCCUUGUCGGUCUUUCAGUCGGAGAUGCGUGUCCGGCUUUGGGCUACUGUGCUCGAGUUGGCGCUUCAGUCGUCGCUAGAAUCAGCCACGCCUCUUUCUAUAUCUGAUUUUGACACAAGAGCUCCGUUGAAUAUCAAUGACGAAGACAUUAGUCCAGAUACAGCCACGGCUGUUCUUCCAAGACCGACCGGCACACCCACCGAAACCUCCAUUCCACUACUCCUCCACGAAUCGGUACGGCUCCGCAUGAAAGCCAUUCAAUACAUCACCAAACACCACAGACAAUCCUACCAACAAGCGCUACAACUAGGCGGAGAACUGCGCAACGCAUGCCGCAAACUCGCAGCAUUUUUCCACUCCACAAACCCACAACACUCCAAUCAAGACACGUCCCCGAACGACUUCCACAGAAAGUUCCUCGACAUCGAAAUCCGCCGAUACAUUCUUGCCCUCCACACGCCAUUCAAGAUUCAAGCCCGCAAAGACCCGCAGUACUACUACUCCCGAAAAGUCUGUCUGGAAUCCGCCAUGGUGAUUGCCUCCUACGCAGAUGGUCUCAACCUCCCCUCCAACAUACUAGACGACUUCUCCCGACUCACUAUCCUCGGACGAGGCUCCUUCAAAGGCCCACUCGGUCUAGAAAUCACCUCCAUCCUGGGCCUCGAAAUCAUCACCCAGUUAGAGGAGGAAGCACCCGCACAACAACCCCUAUCCCAUCCCAUCCCGGAUCCGCUCGAUGAACUCGCAAAAGUAAGUCGCGCCCCUCUCAUCCGGAGCCUCAAACACAUCCGCGCCCAACUCCUGCAGGUCAUCAAACUGGGCAGUCCCAGUACGAGACGGUACCAUUUCGUCGCGGCAAUGCUCAGCCAGAUCAGGGCUAUGGAGUCGGGCGAGUGUAUCAAGCGUGUCGUGUAUGAGUCUAUCAAGCAGAGCUCGAAGGAAUGUUUUGCGUUGAUGCAGGCGAGCACGGCUCGUGGGUCAGCGUCAACGCCGGAUUUGAGUGUGGGUGUUGUUCCUAGCCUGGCUGAUCCUGCUUUGUCGAGGUUUGAUAUGGAUUUUGCUGACUGUCUGUUUGAUCUGGAUCUCCCGAGCCUUUUAUCUUUUACGGGUAUGGAUGACAUCAACAAGGCUAGUUUCUAG
Molecule: messenger RNA, 2385 nt
Organism: Aspergillus wentii DTO 134E9
Lineage: Eukaryota; Fungi; Ascomycota; Eurotiomycetes; Eurotiales; Aspergillaceae
Exons: 4
Coding region: 1-2385 (794 amino acids)
Biological process (GO): regulation of transcription by RNA polymerase II; DNA-templated transcription
Cellular component (GO): nucleus
Molecular function (GO): RNA polymerase II cis-regulatory region sequence-specific DNA binding; zinc ion binding; DNA-binding transcription activator activity, RNA polymerase II-specific
Source: RefSeq, a predicted model, not a curated record